UGACGUUUUUCUUUUUCUUACAAAAACAGAUGUGGAUUUGUUGCUUCUCGGCUCUCUUCGAUUCCGGCGCUGUUCGAAUCCAAGGAGUUGCUUGGUCUGCGGCAUGGAAUCUGAACCCUAAAAAAAGGCAAAAAGCAGAGGCCACACAUCAACGAAAGGUACGCGAGAGAAACGGAGCAGCAGCAGCGAGAAAAGGGCGUGGUUUGGGGUGCUCUUUAAUCGGAUUUCUCUUCCCUUCGCGCCAUCUAGGAUCCGGUGUAUCAUCUUCUUCUUCGAUUUCGUUUUCCUUGAUCCGGUUUGGUGCAUUUUCUUUCGUGGCUUGCGAUUCAGUGAGCCUUCCCUGCUGCCUCUAUUUGAUGUUUCGUAUCUCUCUCCUUUGAUGUCGCAAGUAGGUUAACGUAUUGUUGUCGUCUAUUUGGGACUUCAUCUCUCCUGUGUGUUUGUAAGAUUCCUUGUGUUUUAUUCUCGUUGGCGGUAUCAUCUGAUUCAAAGGUGAUGUUUUCAUUGCCAGUCUUAUAGAUCCGAUCGUUGUUGUAAUAUACUUAUGGAAUGUGGCGAUUGGCAUGUUAAACCGAGAAUCUCUGCGAUCGUGCAUUUCUCUUUUUUGAUUCCUUCGAAGUGAUUAUUGUCCCUCAAUGGCUUUGAAUAAGCCUUUCCUUUGUCCACAUUCCUGUGGGCUCAGCCAGAUGAGGGUUGGUAAGGAGGGAAGGCGAUCUGAAGGGAGGUUUUUUGUUGCCAUGGACAUUGGUUCUGCGGUUGGUCCUUGCAAUGAAUUGAGCUUGAUCAGCAGUUUGGAACACCAUGAUGGUGUUCCUCGAAGAAAGGAUGGUAAAAUUCUGAAGUGGCAUGCUUCGGCACCCUUCUGCCAAGUUCGCAGUUCUGAAGCCUUCCUAUCAGAGGAUUUGAGGUUGAAGUUGGUGGAUCGGGAUGGAUCAUCGAAACAUGUAAAUCAUUUUGGAUUUCUGGGCCUUCCAGGUGGUGAGAAGUUGAUUGUUGCCGUCGAUGUUGAUGAAGUUCUGGGAAGCUUUCUUUCAGCUUUGAACAAAUUUAUUGCGGACCGCUACUCCUCAAAUCAUUCUGUUGCAGAGUACUUUGUGUACGAAUUUUUUAAGAUCUGGAAAUGUUCUCGAGCUGAAGCCGAUAUCCGUGUUCAUGAAUUCUUUAAAACUUCCUACUUCAAAUCUGGCAUUUUCCCCAUUCCCGGUGCUCAGCAUACUCUCCGUAAUCUUUCUACUUUUUGCAACCUAUCUGUGGUAACUUCUCGUCAGAAUGCUAUUAAGGAUCACACACUCGAAUGGAUUGAAGAGCAUUAUCCAGGCUUGUUUCAGGAAAUUCACUUUGGCAACCAUUUUGCUCUAGACGGAGUAUCAAGGCCAAAGUCUGAGAUUUGCAGAUCUCUGGGAGCACAUGUCCUGAUCGACGACAAUCCAAAAUAUGCCCUUGAAUGCGCAGAGAUUGGCAUCAGGGUGCUACUCUUUGAUUACGACAACUCGUAUCCUUGGUGCAAGUCGUGUUCGUCGACUUCACAUCCAUUGGUGACGAAGGUCCACAACUGGCAAGAGGUAGAGUUGCAGCUACUCUCAUGGGUGCCCAGGUAGACAACAACACAACCUCCAAACUUCGACCCUCAGUAGCAACUAUACCACCAUUCCUCAGGAUAUGAAGCUCAUUUUUUUUCUACAUUUAGUUAUAUUUUGGAAAAUUAAAGUGAAGUCUCUGCAUUGUACGCAAUACGAGAUACAUGGAAGAAUUGGAAACUUUGUGAAUACUUGGAUAGAACGACCUACAAGAUCAAUAACAAUUUGAUGAAUUUUUGAAUUUUUUAGUGGAUUUUUUAUUUUUAAUUUUCAUUGUGUUCCUCCUUAAGCUUAAACUCUUUAUAGUUUAUUAACAAAAUGCACAGAUAAUAGUUCCAUUACGAGUCAAAUUAGUACAGGCAAUUGAUUUAGAGAGCUCGUGAAGUAGAGCCAUGGAGGAGAUUGGUGAUGGCAAUGGAGAUGCUGCAGAUCUUGAAGAAGUAGCUGUUCCUCUCCGUCAACGGCGACCGCAGCCCGGGCUUGUCGGCGAACGCGCUCUCGCAGGUGUCGGAGUUAGUCAUGGCGCCGGAGACGAGGUCGUUGACGUCGUCGUAGUCCCUGCGGCGGAGGGCGGCGGCGGACUUCCGGAGGCCGUCCACGGCCUCGCGAUACUCCUCGACGCAAUCGCUGAGGCACCCCGCGGCGUAGGCGCCGCCAGUGGCGGCGGCGGCGGCGUGGCGCUUGGAGAGGGCCUUGGCGAGGGAGACGGUGGCCCUGGCAUGGUCGAGGCCGACGUCUAGGGAGAUGGACGCGAGGCCGCGGAGGUCGGCGCGACGGCUGCCGGGGCGGGAGGCGAGCGAGGCGACGCAGACGUCGUAAUACAGCGUACGGUUGCAUGUGGAAGCGAUGAGGCCACCGGCGGCUACGGCGGGAGGAGUAGGAGGAGCUGCGCAGUCGGAGACGGCGACCACGCCGACUGACGACGCGGCGAAGAAUGCGAACAGGACGAGCAGAGGAGAAGAAGCCAUGGCGAUGGGAAUCUGACGCCUAACUCUCUCUCUCUUUGAACUGUGACGGGUCGGAAGUUGGCAUCUUCUGGCAGCUCCUUCCCGCCGUAGGAAAAGCACAAAAAGGGGUGGCGGUCUUUUCACUUCGCUCACGUGAAGAGAUGAAUUAUUUGCUCCGUCUAACAGCCUGUUUACUAGAGGAGAUCGAAAGCUGAAGAAGAUGGAUCACGAGAAAAACACGAAAUUUUCAUCUGAUCGCUCAACAAACAAAAGGGUUGAAAGACACCGUGCAAUAAUUGGAUCGAUUCGAUUGGAAGCAGCUUUCAGAAUCUCAGGCACCUUCCAUGUCGCUGCAAUUAUUCGCACGCUUAUAGAAGUAAACUAUCAAGAAUCUCUAUCCAAAAAACACAGUGCUGAAUAAUGCAAGGCAUGCUUCACUGCUUUAAGGAUCUCCCUCGUGCUCCAUAUCUUACAAGGUCCCCGAUCACAAUGUGAAGUAGAGUAGUAGUUUGAAUGCAUGAUCUAAACUGGUUUUGAGAUAAUGCAAGAAGUUUCCAUAGUAGUAAAAAAAAAUGGAAAUAAAGCUUGUUUUAGUUGGGAUAA
This is a messenger RNA of Zingiber officinale, 3127 nucleotides long. RefSeq lists its product as uncharacterized. NCBI's taxonomy places the organism in Eukaryota, Viridiplantae, Streptophyta, Magnoliopsida, Zingiberales, Zingiberaceae. Gene Ontology annotation, biological process: deoxyribonucleotide catabolic process. The record is from RefSeq and is a predicted model, not a curated record. The transcript is spliced from 7 exons. Bases 636 to 1598 code for a protein of 320 amino acids. Gene Ontology annotation, molecular function: 5'-nucleotidase activity.